This is a messenger RNA of Carcharodon carcharias (great white shark), 7776 nucleotides long. RefSeq names its product formin-like 1a (gene fmnl1a). NCBI's taxonomy places the organism in Eukaryota, Metazoa, Chordata, Chondrichthyes, Lamniformes, Lamnidae. Gene Ontology annotation, molecular function: small GTPase binding; actin filament binding. Bases 388 to 3726 code for a protein of 1112 amino acids. Gene Ontology annotation, biological process: cell migration; regulation of cell shape; cortical actin cytoskeleton organization. The transcript is spliced from 27 exons. The record is from RefSeq and is a predicted model, not a curated record. Gene Ontology annotation, cellular component: cytosol.
GCUUUAUUGUGAGCUUGACUUCCUCUCUCUCUCUCUCUGUAGCAGAGCCACAUUGCCAUUCCUCCUUCUGUGGAUACAAGGGGCACACUCCGGAGGUACCAGCUGAUGCUGCUGCUUGGGACUUCUCAUCCAGAUGUGAAGGUUCAGCAAUGGAUUUUACUGGCUGGGAAAUAAUUCCGAAUCACUGGGCUGGACUCGCAGGACAUCAAGUGGAGUCUGUCUCUUUCUUAAAGGAUUUUCUUUUUGGUCUGUAGAUUGAGUCUUCUUGUUGCUCUUUGUUCCGUGUGAUUAUCUCCGUCUCUAUUCUUUUUAAUACGGACUGUCACCCGCUGGUCAAUCCUGGAUAGUGUGAAGUUCAACGUGUUGAAACACUUUGCCGGCUCCAGGAUGGGGAAUGCAGCCGGGGGGAUGGAAGUGUCCCCAGGGAAGGAGAUAAGGAGCCAGCAAGCGUCUGUCCCCAAACAGCCCAUGCCGGUUAACGAUGGGGAGCUGGAGGAGAGAUUUUCACAUGUUCUGAACUGUAUGAACCUGCCUCCUGACAAGGUGAAGUUGCUGAGCCAGUACGACAACGAGAAGAAAUGGGAACUUAUCUGCGAUCAGGAACGAUUCCAAGUGAAGAAUCCUCCAUUUGCUUACAUCCAGAAACUAAGGGGAUUCCUGGAUCAGGGUGGAGUCAGGAAGUUCAAGAGACGAGUCCAAGAAUCAACUCAGGUCCUGCGAGAACUUGAAAUUUCAUUGCGGACCAAUCACAUUGGUUGGGUGCAGGAGUUUUUGAAUGAGGAGAACAAGGGAUUGGACGUGUUGGUGGAGUACUUGUCCUUUGCACAGUGUGCUGUCACAUCUUUUAAAGAAACUGCAUGGAAUUUUGUGAGGAGUUUGAGUUAUGUUGAAAGACAUGACAUGGAGAGCACAGAUAACGGAGGAAUUGCUACUGAGAAGAGCAAGCCCUUAGACAGAUCUGUGGAGGACCUCAGUAGGGGCAACUCAUCCCCCACCCAUGGAUCUUCCAGAACUGGUGGCCGUCAUCUCACUGUCAGGCACACCAUGCACAGUAGAAAAGCACUGCGGAAUUCACGGAUUGUGAGCCAGAAGGAUGAUGUCCAUGUCUGUAUAAUGUGCCUGCGUGCCAUCAUGAACUAUCAGUCUGGAUUCACCUUGGUGAUGGAACAUGAACAGUGUGUGAACGAGAUCACUCUCAGUCUGAACAAUAAGAGUGCAAGGACCAAGGCACUGGUCCUGGAGCUGUUGGCCGCAGUGUGCCUGGUGCGUGGAGGACAUGACAUCAUCCUUUCAGCAUUUGAGAACUUCAAAGAGGUCUGUGGAGAGAAGGUGCGGUUUGAAAAGCUGAUGGAAUAUUUCCGAAAUGAAGACAGCAGCAUUGACUUCAUGGUUGCCUGCAUGCAGUUUAUUAACAUCGUUGUGCAUUCUGUUGAGGACAUGAACUUCCGGGUCCAUCUGCAGUUUGAGUUCACCAUGCUGGGACUGGAUGAGUAUCUUAAGAAACUAAAGUCAUCAGAAAGUGAGAGGUUGCAGGUGCAGAUCCAGGCCUACCUGGAUAAUGUGUUUGACGUGGGCGCACUGUUGGAGGACGCAGAGACCAAGAAUGCUGUGCUGGAGCAUGUCGAAGAGCUACAGGAACAAGUAACACAGCUGACAGAAAAAUUCCAAGAAGCUGAAAAUGACUCCAUGAUGAAAAUUGCAGAGCUGGAGAAACAGCUGAUCCAGUCCCAUAAAGAGGUGGAAGGCCUCAAGGAGACCUUCAGUGAAUCUGCAUCAAAGCUACAGUCUCUCCAGGCACAGAUCUCAGACAGAGACAGAACGAUCCAACGGCACACAUCACUGGAGCAGAAGCUCUGCCAACUGGAACAGCAGGGGCUGAUUAAAAUCCAGCAUGGGGACAACGGAGAUCUCGACAUACAAAUCAUUCCGGUCAUAGUGAAGCAGGCCGCUGUAACUACAGCACCAGAACCCAGGCCCGAACCCAGCAAAGAUGUUCCUCCAGCACCAACUGUCCCUGCAGGUGGUCCUGAAGUUACCAGCCCAAGUGCCCAUCCCCCUCCACCCUCAUCGGCAGAGAGUGUCAGUGUCCCACCUCCCCCUCCUCCACUUCCCACUGCGGCUGAGACUGGCACUGCCCCACCAGCAGGUAUACCACCGCCCCCACCUCCACCCCCCCCCCCACCCCCACCCACAGGUGCUUGUAUUCCUCCUCCUCCUCCACCACCACCCCCUCCAGGAGCACCCCCACCCCCUCCAGGAGUGCCAACAAUGGACACCACAGCAUCUCUUAAGAUAAAGCAACCAAUCAAAACUAAGUUCCGAAUGCCAAUCUUGAAUUGGGUGGCACUGAAACCCAAUCAAAUAAAUGGAACAGUCUUCACUGAACUGGACGAUGAGAAGCUGUUACAGGAGCUGAACAUGUCUGAGUUUGAGGAGCGAUUUAAAACCAAGGCUCAGGGCUCAUCGGUGAACAUCAACACCUUGAAAAUGAAGGUGACCCAGAAGGCAGCGAGUAAGGUGGCUCUGAUUGAAUCGAACCGAGCAAAGAAUCUGGCUAUCACCCUGAGGAAAGGAGGCCUGAGCUCCGAUGACAUCUGCAAGGCCAUUGACAACUUUGACCUGCAGUUGCUCAAUCUGGAUUUCAUUGAGCUGCUGACCCGUUUUGUGCCAACCGAGUAUGAGCGGAAAGUCCUGCAGCAGUACGAGAAGGACAAGAAACCGUUGGAGGACCUGGGUGAAGAGGAUCGCUUCAUGAUCAAAUUCAGCAAGAUCCCACGUCUGUCGGAGCGGCUGAACAUCAUCAUCUUCAUGGGCAACUUCAAUGACAGCAUUCAGCUGCUGACGCCGCAACUGAAUGCUAUCAUCGCUGCAUCAAUGUCCAUCAAAUCAUCGGCAAAGCUGAAGCGAAUCUUGGAGAUCAUUUUAGCAUUUGGGAACUACAUGAAUAGCAGUAAAAAAGGAGCCGUUUAUGGCUUUCGAUUGCAGAGCCUUGACCUGCUCCUGGAAACCAAAUCAACAGACAGAAAACAGACGCUAAUGAACUACAUUGUGGACAUAAUCCAAGGGCAAUAUCCUGAACUCAGUGCCUUUCACACUGAACUGCUCUUUGUGGAGAAAGCUGCUGCAGUGUCUCUGGAGAAUGUUGUACAGGACGUGCGCUCGUUACAACAGGGGAUGGAACUCAUCCGGAAGGCAUUCAUGGUCGAAGAUACCAGUUUACUCCUGAAAGAAUUCCUCAGCAGCAACAGUGAGAAAGUGGACAACUUGCAGAAGGACAGCAAAACCGCACAGGAAGCUUACCAGUCUGUUGUUGAGUACUUUGGUGAAGAUAUUAAGACAAUGCCUCCAUCCAUGUUCUUCCCAUCCUUUUUGAGGUUCAUCAAGGCUUACAAGCAAGCCGAGCAGGAAAACGAGAUCCGGAAGAAGCAAGAGGCAAUGAUUGUUCAGAACUCUGAGGAUAAAAACUCACAGUCCAAAACGGAGCAGCCAGAUGGAAAGCCCCUUCCCACUAAGAGUAAGGUCCCUCACAUGGAUCUGAUGGCCGAGCUGAAGAAGAAGCAGCAGGGGAAAGAGAGAAUGGUGUACGAGGGCAAGGACGGAGCAAUUGAGGAUAUUAUCACAGAUCUACGCAACCAGCCAUACAGACGAGCAGACGCCUUGAGGAAAAGCGUUCGGAAGAGAAUGGACGAACAGAAUCUUCGUGUAACCGGAGAAGUCUCGUUAUAACCAGUUGUCUGAGCUGUCGGGGGGAGGGGGGUGUGUCAGGUAAAUAACUGGGUGAACAAACAGGCACCAGAUGGGAACUUGCAGCCAAAGCUCUGUACCAUGCAGUAACCCCAGUUUAGUAACAGACCCCUUUUGUAAACACAACAUGAUUCAAUCGCUUGACUUAGAUAAUUAACCAGUCAAAGUGGCUCUGGCAGCCCAAGGUCGGGGAGGAAGGAUAUAAGAUUCCAAACACAGCUGGAGUAAUAUAGGCUCAGAAUUCUUUAAAUGCACGGGAAACUGGAAGGGGAAGAUAUGACUGUCAUCCUUUGCCCUUGGUGAAGGGACCCCACCCACUCCCCCAACAACACAAUGCCCCACUGGGGUUCUCUUGUUUAAUGACUGAAAGCAGAACUGGAAUUGUUUCUUGGUUAGCUGGUGUAAUUUACAUACCUGCACUGCUUUAGCCACCUUGCUUUGCAUAUUCUGCAUUUAAGACUACUGGGGCAGAAAUUAAAACCUGCCUGGAAAUUAUCAGGAUUAUUUUCACUGAUACACGGACAAUCAAAAGGAGACUAAAAAUCGAAUUCAGGGUACAGGAUCAGCUGAACUCUGUGACGUUAAGAUAUGAACAUUUUCCAAUUUGCAGAGAUCACUCUAAUUCAAGGAAUUUAUUAAUAGAGAUGCAGUUGCCGAUGGGGUGAUUGAUCCCCAAUUAUUGAACGACACAGAACUGUGUUUGGCUGUGUUAAUUAUGAAUUAGCCAUAAAAAUAACUGUAAUCAUAUCAUCUUUUUUCAAAGUCGUCUAAUGACAUGAAUAAUGAGAGCAGAUAGGAUUGGAUUAUCUGUUAUGCAGUCUUGUGGGUUGACCAUGGGGUGCUUCACCCAGGUUUAGAAAUCUUAUGCUAUGUAGAAUUUGGGCUUUAAUAUGCCACUGAAAUUCAGGCUUCCGCAAGCCUAGCCCUCAUUUGGAAGGGUGAUUCAGCACUUGCCCAUCCCAAACGUGGAUCAGUGGCCCUUGGAUCUCAGUGCAAGAGUAGUUCUUUCACAUUUAGUUCCAGAUUGAAGCUAAAAAGAGGUUUUUAAGAUGGGGGCAUCAAGACUUUCCUGAAGGCCUUUUGCAUGAAGUCACCACCAAGGCACAGAACUGAGCCACACAGUUCUGUUCCUGGUCUGUGCUGAAACCAGAGCCCGAUUUUAAUUCCAUGCAAGUGAAGGGGUUUUGAGUGAGUUAAAAAUCUUACCCCCCUGAUUCUUGCUCUGGCUGAGAUCAGAGGUAGAGCAGAAAUCCAAAAUUACAAGUGGUUUCCACAGACCCUGGGCUAGGGGCAAGUAAAUUCAGCCUAUUCCCAGUUCUGAUUGAAAUUUUGGAGUCUAGGGGAGAAAAUUGGCUAAACUAACAUGAACUGUUACACAGAAUUGGAGUCAGCAGCCCUGAAUUCCAUGAGUUCCUUUGCAAUAAAGCCCUGGGGAUAGGACUAUUUGCAUUGUCUCCUGGGGUGCUCCAUCGGUCUUUUCCAAGAGUUAUGGUAGGAGAUCAAGGGAACCUGCUCUAAAUUUCAGGGUCUCCACAGUCAAAACUGUCAGAUUCCUGGUGCAUCUUCUUGGGUACUCAUUAAGAUACACAACCCACCACUUUACAACAAUGAUAAGCAUAUCAUUUUAAAAGUCACUCAGUUCCUGAUACCCAACACAAGCACCAACCAUUGGAAAAAAACUGUUUUUACAUUUCGUUAUUAUUGUACUUUUUUUUUACUUUUUACGAGGGAUUUAUCAGAAGUAGAUUGCACUUGGAAAUCUCAGUUGUGGCAUUAUUUCUUGCAGGAGUAAUUCCACUUGUUACAACCAUUACAGAUCAGUGUAAAUCCUUUUCUAGUUGUACAUGAGGUUGUAAAUCUUUCUUCUAAAUUAUCAUUAAAUAUUCAAUUCAGUCUCAUUCACAUCCACACAUCCUGAUUCAAUGUAACUAAAGGAGGAUCAACAAAGGGAUUAGAAGCGUAACUGUGCAUUUGAUUUGCCUUCAUACUGCCAGGCUGUGUGAGCUUCAGACCAAAAGGGAACGUGUUUCUGCCCAGUAUACGUGGCACUGAGACACACUGAGUGUACUCAAAGCAAUGGGAACUGGAUCGUGCGGCUAAGUUGGUAUCCCUGCAAUCCAAAUGACUGUUCUGAGCUGGAUCAGAUGAAGGGGUGUUAGAUUUUGUCCAAUAAUAUUCCUGUGAAAAGCCUUGGGAGAUUUUGCUGUGUUAAGAAUGCUCUAUAAAUGCAAGUUGGUGUUUUCAAGUGAAUCAAACUGCAACUCUUCGUAGAGUGUAGCCAAAAAGGAAAUGAUAUGACUGGAGUUGAUUAAACCAAAGUGGAGAGAUUGCACCUUUGGAGACUGACUAUUGGUAAUUGAUGCAUAUCCAGACUGUUCUAUUAAGCCCCUGCAUAUCCGUAUGCAAUAGUUGUAUCAUGGAUUCAACAGCAAAGCUAGAAAUAGUAUGAAUUCAUUCUGACAGGUUUCCAGUGGUGUUAAACUAAGUCUGUACCUGUGGCCUUCCUUUUGUUAAUGUACGUGGGUGCAACAUGUAGCCUGCUACCUACCCAUCUGGUUUGAGCACUGCCCUGUAAAUGUUUUUACAAACACCAGUGAGGUAGGACUGAGGGAGGAUCUGGCACAAGAAAACUGAGCUGAGUUUAAAAUGGAGAGAGUGAAUUGAACCUAAGGGUAUGGAAAGAAUGAGGAGGCUGAGGUAGAGUAAGUAAAAAUGAUUUCGUUGAUAUAGACUAGAUGGUGUGUGAUUAAAGUAUUUGUGUAGGACAUCUUGGCUAUUGGCAUCUGGCCUCUCUAAGUGGAAGUACAGGUUGCAGAGUCAACCCAAUGGUAUUACAACCUAAUCACUGACUGGUACUUGCUCUAGUGAGGGUCCAAGUCAGGAGCAGAACGUCACCAAAUCACCUCUCUAGUUUGAGAAGAAAGUCCAUGCAAAUAAAAAGAUAAUGGAAACAAAAAAGCUGCUGCAUGUCACACAGAAGAGAGUGGGAGGGUUGGAGCUUUGUUGAGGAGUAGGAGGGACCUAAGCUGAAUGAGCUGUAGCUGAGUUGAAUUGAAGGUGUUAUGCAACAAAAUAUUGAUGUUGGUGAUUAUGUUGACAUUGGAUGGUCACCCUACACAAGAUGCCUGUUGUUUGGUAAAGAAAGAACAGUCAAGUCAUUGCUGUAUUUAACAUGAACUGCCAUGAAACUUCUGAACCACAUAUAGGCCCACAGUUUUAAUUUAGGGAAAAGAUCAGUUUGCAUUGGUGGUAUGGCUUAUUAGCAGGAUCCAUUUUUCUCUGUGGCAGGACUUGAAUUAGUGGUGUGGCUUAUAUGUAAGGCAAAUCUAUAUACAAGUCAAUGUGAUAUUUUAUAACUCACUUUGUAAAUAUUUUGUGUCAUAGGAAGUCAAUUACGGUAUUCUGAAGACAGAAAGAUGUCUCUGCCAUAGUCCAUGAGAUCUGGUACAAAAGCAAAAUACUGUUGAUGCUGGAAAUUUGAAAUAAAAACAGAAAAUGCUAGAAACACUCCAGGUCAGGCAGCAUCUGGAGAGAGAAGCAGAGUCAAUAUUUCAGGUCUGUGAUCUUUCAACCGAACUAAGAGGCAAGGUCACAGACCUGAGACGUUAAUUCUGUUUCUCUCUGCAAAGAUGCUGACUGGCUUGCAGGGUAUUUCCAGCAUUUUCUGUUUGUAUUCCAUGAGACCUGGUGGUUAGUUGAUCCUGACAGCUCUGAGCAGGCACUGCUUUGCUGCCCAUCAGUCCUAUUGCCCUGAGUAACUGGCAUAACUAGAUUGGGCCUACGUUGGUCUUAGCCAUGUUUGAGCACAGAACUUCUACGCCACUGUUUUUUUUUUGUUGCAUCUUUUCAUAUUCAGAGAAAAUUCCCCAUGUGCCGAACCCUAAUCAAGACCCAAAGUGUAAACUUAACUGAAAAGAAGCGUGUACAAAUAGACUGUAAAAGAAAUGCCUACGUAUAUUUCAAAGAUUAUAAAAGAACGUGAAUGGAUAAUUUUUUUAUGCACUAAUAAUAAAUGGCUGUAUUUCAAGGAAA